CUGCACCAAACAUUCUCUCCCUCUCUCUCUCUCUCUCUCUCUCUCUCUCUAUUUAUCUACAUCCAAGAAUCACUCCAACAAACCCAUAGCAGAGAUCCUCUUACUUUUCACAGGAAAUAAUUGAUAUGGCAUCAAAGAAAGAGAUGGAAGUGGUGAAGGGUGUAGACCUAAAGAGGUACAUGGGGAGAUGGUAUGAAAUAGCUUCAUUCCCAUCAAGAUUUCAGCCCAAGAAUGGAGUGAAUACAAGGGCUACCUACACUUUGAAUGAGGAUGGUACUGUUCAUGUUCUGAAUGAGACAUGGACUGAUGGGAAAAGAGGGUAUAUAGAGGGUACAGUCUACAAGGCUGAUCCCACAAUUGAUGAAGCUAAGCUCAAGGUUAAAUUUUACGUCCCUCCUUUCUUGCCCAUCAUUCCUGUUGUUGGGGAUUACUGGAUUUUGAUUUUAGAUGACAACUAUAGUUAUGCUUUGAUUGGGCAACCCAGUAGGAAUUACCUUUGGAUUCUUUGCAGGGAAACUCAUCUUGAUGAUGAGAUCUACAACCAGCUGGUGGAGAAGGCCAAAGAAGAAGGGUAUGAUGUGAGCAAGCUACACAAGACACUACAAAGAGACCCACCACCAGAGGGAGAAGAUGGCCCCAAGGACACCAAAGGAAUUUGGUGGAUCAAAUCCAUUCUGGGAAGGCAGUAAACCCAAAUAAAAUUGCAUCUUGAUUAUUCUGUGUGCUAUAUGUGGAAGAGUGGUGAUAAUUUUUCAUGUGUGGUAUUGGAGUUGUUUGCUUCCUGUUGCUUUUUGAAUAUAUAUGAAAUAGAAGGGAAUCCAAGGAGGAGCAUUGGGGUCCAUCUUAUGUCUGUUAUCUUAUUCUGUGAAUUGCUUGGAUGUAUUUCUAGAAAGGAUUGCGAUGCAGGGGUUGGUAGAUUAGUAAUUACAUGCUUAAUUAUCUUCAAAUAAUGGAAAACCAAUUUCCAAAUUUAUUAA
Molecule: messenger RNA, 977 nt
Organism: Hevea brasiliensis (rubber tree)
Lineage: Eukaryota; Viridiplantae; Streptophyta; Magnoliopsida; Malpighiales; Euphorbiaceae
Product: temperature-induced lipocalin-1
Exons: 2
Coding region: 126-689 (187 amino acids)
Source: RefSeq, a predicted model, not a curated record